This is a messenger RNA of Patiria miniata (bat star), 2341 nucleotides long. It is a transcript of the gene uxt, whose product is annotated as protein UXT-like. Gene Ontology annotation, molecular function: transcription corepressor activity. Gene Ontology annotation, biological process: negative regulation of transcription by RNA polymerase II. The coding region runs from base 141 to 608 and encodes 155 amino acids. The record is from RefSeq and is a predicted model, not a curated record. Lineage: Eukaryota; Metazoa; Echinodermata; Asteroidea; Valvatida; Asterinidae. The transcript is spliced from 7 exons.
ACUCGUGCAAGGGACUGAGCAGCACGGCAAACACAUUGACUGAUUGAUAUAGCGAAGUACCAGACAAUUUGUGAUACUGCACGCCAACUUCAGUUCUUAACUCUCCUUCACAUAUGUGAAAGAGUGAAGGUACUGGAUGCAUGAUGGAGGGCAUACCCAGCAAAAUCACAGAAUAUGAGAAGUUUGUCAAUGAAGUUUUGAGGCGUGAUCUUCAAAGAGUUUUAGAGGAGAGAGACAAAAUUUACGAGCAAGCUGCCCACUACCUGCAGUUGAAGACCACCAUAGACAAACUGCAGGAAGCCAAUUUAGCAAAGGAUGGCCUCAAGACUAAGGUGGAUCUCGGGUGUAACUUCUAUGUACAAGCAAAUAUACCUGAUGCAACAAGGAUCUAUAUUCUCGUUGGUUUCGGAUUCUUCGUAGAAUUUACACUACCAGAGGCACUGAAGUUCAUUGAUAAAAAGUGCAAACACUUGACAAGUUUGAGUGAUAAGCUGACGAAGGAUUCUGCAGAGAUCAAGGCAAACAUCAAACUUGUUUAUGAGGGCUUGAGAGAAUUACAGCAUCUUGAGAAUGAUGUAGCAGACGACAGGAAUCGUUUGGUGUGGUGAUGAACAGUCCAUUGCACUGUGUGAUGUUCCCCUAUAUGCACUCUGUGCAAAAGUACCGUCUCAACGGAGGUUACAUGACAGACACUCGCAUGUAAAUGCAAUUGCUGCUAUGCUCUCAGUACCUGUGCAAAGAUACAACAGGUUUCUGUACAUUCCAAUGAAAAGUAGUCGAGGGUACUUUAAUUCUGUGCUCGUUGAACCACAGUGAUCUCAUAAACCAAAAGUAUGGAAGCAUUGAUAGCAAGUGUUGAAUUUUAGUAGGGCGGAAAUACUUGAGCAGUGUGGAAUGAAACAACUCAUAGUUUGUCCAGAUCCAUCUAUGUUCAGGUACCUUUUGACUGCGACAUAAGAGAGCCGGCGCGGGUUGGCAGAGCUCGGCUUGGAGAACCCGGAGCCCUCUCACUAGAGCUCUAGUGAGUGGUCACACAGUACCGUUCCAAUGUGCCUUCACAGACAUGACACAGUCCGUAUGAAAGCAGAAUAGUGUGCAUAAUAUUGAAUUUGGGCAGACAGACCUGGCGCAGGAAUUUGGAGCCAGUGUUCCUUACACGGUUUUUAACAGUCAAACUCUAUGCAGUUUGUGGCCAAGAGCCAAUGAAGCCAGACUGAUGAAUGAAGUUGGCCAACUAUUUGCUGGAUAGAUCAUUUGAUUCAGUCUUCUGCCCAGCAUCUUGGACUGUUACACCAAUUGACCCAAUCUUUCAGGUUGUGGUUUGGCUUUCACAAUACAAGAAACUGUUUCCUUUAAGUUAUAAUUGGCAACAGCGAAAUGUCAUUGCUGGUAUCAUCCAUACAGUUUUGUUAAUGUUUGAGUUUGAAGAAGGGAUGUGUUAGUGCAUUUUCAGGUUUGGCUCUUAAUUUCUUUACAUUUAUCAAAUAUAUACACAGAUCAAAUAUUGCAACUUAGUGAAUUCAAGUUAGAAAAAAAAAGCGACAAGAAGAAACAGUUUGUCAUGGUUCAUUGGUUACGAUGUUUGACUCAUGGACAAUGGUACGUAGGGGUGAACCCUGCCUGGAACAUGGUGUUUGUGCCCUUAGGCAAGACACUUCACUACAAUUGCCUCUCUCCACCCAGGAGUAUGAAUGGGUACCUGUGAGGGUUGGGACCCGAAUGUGUGCUGAUAUCAGCUGCUGCAUGGUCUCAUGGCCUGAUGAACGGGGAAAUAAUUGUAAAACGCUUUGAGAUUGUUGAAAUGGUGGAAAGUGCUAUACAAGCAUUAUCAGACAUGUAAUUCUAUUUUAAGCGCUGUUACAAUAUGUUUUAGGUUUUUUCCGUCUUGAAAUGUGGCAACCAGUCACAAAUAUUGGUUCAAGUUUGGUAUGAACUUAAAACUUUCACUUUUUUUGAGAAGGGGGGGGGGUGUAAUUCGAAAAUAGCACAGGGAGGUAGAGUAAUGGCUGGGAAAAUGGAGUCUCUCUUUCAGACACACAUACCCUAAUGUGCUUAGCUAUGCAUGGUAGGUGCAGACGGCUUUAGGUGAAAUUGGCUCUGGCAAUGAGACAUGGAAGAUGGCCGGGUCUUUUUUCCCAUAGCUUAUUUAAUUUCUAAUUCUUGUUGAAACUGCAUGCAGACAAAGUGCAUGCCAGAAUAGAAUUAUGGAAAUUCACGACGCAUCUCUUGGUCACAGUUUCCAUUGAAUCAAAUAAUUGUUUGCAAUGUUUUAUCCAAACAUGCAUUAACUUUAAAGGGAAGAUACAACAUUUGUAAACAUCACAAAACGAAAUGAUCAAAU